Molecule: messenger RNA, 5418 nt
Organism: Homarus americanus (American lobster)
Lineage: Eukaryota; Metazoa; Arthropoda; Malacostraca; Decapoda; Nephropidae
Gene: Acat2
Product: acetyl-CoA acetyltransferase, cytosolic-like
Exons: 8
Coding region: 626-1816 (396 amino acids)
Biological process (GO): fatty acid beta-oxidation
Molecular function (GO): acetyl-CoA C-acetyltransferase activity
Source: RefSeq, a predicted model, not a curated record
AUCACCAUGUGGUCAUCUAUCGCAGGAAAUUGAUCCUCCGCUGGAAUUUCCUGCAGGCGACCUCAUGAGGACAUUAUAAAAUCAUCGAAAUAUUUCCUCCCGGAUAAUCUAAUACUGGAGAAAAACGUAUCAAGAUUUAUAUAUAUUGUAUUUGAGUAAAGCGAAUCGUUAAGAACAGUAAUGCACUGUGUAUAAAAUUGUCAUCGGGUUAAAUGGAUUUAUAUUAUCAUUUACAACAAUUAAAAAUUUCUACUGAGACUAAUGAAAAAUGAAUAUGUAGCCAUGUAUAACUGUACCGUACCAUUUAAAGAGAAUAAACAGCUGACUGCGUUUGAGCUCUGUGGAGUCUGUGGUAGUAAACAACAGUCCAUUACGGUACUCGCGUCACUGCGGUGUGGUAACCAACAGUGCAGCUCUCUUGAAGACACGGUGAAGCAGCUAAAGACCGAAUUGAAACAUCAGAACUACAGAGUCAAUUUAGGUAACCCAGUUUAACUGUGCAGAAAAGAAGAGGAGAACAGCAGUUAUUCUGUUACUAACUUUUUCUCCAAAGCAUAUAAAACUGGAGAAAUAGCCUAAGGACUGGUUAGACACGUGUACUACCCUGAUAGUACUGUAACAAGAAAUGGCAGCAAACCGUGUUGUUAUAGCAUCAGCUGUGCGGACACCUGUUGGGUCAUUCAAUGGAGGUUUGUCAUCAUUGCGAUCUCAUGAAUUAGGGUCUUUAGUCAUCAAAGAAGCAUUGUCUCGAGCAUCUGUUGUACCAGAAGAUGUUUCAGAAGUUCUCCUUGGCCAGGUACUGACUGCAGGAGAGGGUCAGAACCCAGCCCGUCAGGCAGCUGUUAGUGCUGGUCUUCCUUACACUGUCCCAGCUUCAGUUAUCAACAUGCUCUGUGGGUCAGGCCUCAGAUCUGUGUCUAUGGGUUACCAAGCAAUAAAGUUGGGAGAUGCUUCAAUAGUGGUGUGUGGUGGCCAGGAGAGCAUGAGUCAGGCCCCUCAUGCUAUACAUUUACGAUCACCGGUCAAGAUGGGGGAUGCUACCAUGGUAGACAUAAUGAUGAAAGAUGGAUUAAUAGAUGCCUUUCAUAACUACCAUAUGGGAGUUACAGCGGAGAAUGUAGCAAAGAGUUGGAAUUUAACAAGAGAGCAGCAGGAUAUUUUUGCCCUCAAGUCUCAGGAAAAAGCAGAGGCUGCUCAACAAGCUGGCCACUUUGAGCAAGAGAUUGUACAGGUGGUAAUACCAGGGCGGAAAGCUGCAACAGAAGUAAAAGUUGAUGAAUACCCACGACCUGGCUCUACUUUGGCUGGUUUAACAAAAUUGAAACCAUGUUUUAUUACCGAUGGUACUGGCACUGUGACCCCAGGAAAUUCAUCCGGUAUUAAUGAUGGUGCUGCAGCUUUGGUGUUGAUGAGUGAGAGUGAAGCUAAACAUCGAGAGAUCAAACCCCUAGCCUCAGUUGUGUCCUGGGCACAGGCAGGUGUAGACCCUGCUGUUAUGGGUACUGGGCCAAUUCCUGCUGUUAAAGCUGCUUUAAAAAAAGCUGCCUGGGGCAUAGAUGAAGUGGAUUUAUGGGAGCUAAAUGAAGCAUUUGCUGCACAAAGCUUAGCAGUCAUCCAAGAGCUUGGCAUUUGUAUGGAGAAAGUUAAUGUAAAUGGUGGUGCCAUUGCUUUAGGCCAUCCAAUUGGAGCUUCAGGUGCAAGGAUUCUUGUGACAUUGCUUCAUGCAAUGUUACGUCUUAACAAGAAGCGAGGAGUGGCAUCUUUGUGUGUAGGUGGGGGAAUGGGUAUUGCUGUGUGUGUAGAGCGCUUCUCAUAGUAUAUAUAUUGUUCUAACUUUAUAAUGACCUUUCUAAACUUUGCCAAGAUGCUUUUUGAGCAAUCUCAUUGUGUAGAAACUAUAUUUUAUUUUUCCAAAAAUAAAAAACUUCCUAAUUUUUGGAAAAAUUAAUUUAGCAUAUUAAAGCUCAAAUAUAGUGCCUUUAAUCUGUCAUAAAGCUAGUUUUUAAAACCAUUAAUUUUUAUUAGUUAAUUUAGAGGUAAACUCCAGGCCCCUCUUUUCCCUGUCAUUACAAGUGCUUUACAUAAAAUUAGUAAAGCUGAAAACAAAUAUUUUGGGGUGCAAAAUUUUAUCAUAAAUAAUAUUUUUAAAAAGAAUAUUAGGAAAAAUUUCCCCAAUUAGAUCACUUAACAUGAUGUUAUACAGGAUAAUCAUACAGCAGUUAUAGGGACCCUUCAUAGCCUUAACUUCCAAUUGGAAUGGUAAAUGUUGAUUUAAGACAACUUUAUAAGUGAAGCUUUUAAUAAAAAUUCCUACAGAGUUUGAACAAAAUUAAGCUUGGAGUUUUGGACAAGGAAACAUUAAGUUUUGUUCAGUUUGUGGUAAUCAUUGUUGAUGGCAGACAAUAAGGUUGAACUUGGUUUGGAAGAAGAAUGAUCAAGGAACAUUUCUUCAAAAUUUUUAAACAAUUGACUUAGUAGUAGCAGCGGCUUUUAAACUGGGGGGCGCAUUUCAAUAUUUCAAAGUGUGCAUGAAAGCCAAGGGAAAGUGAUAAACAUAUCCCCGACUGAAUAUAUUCCCAUUUAUAUAAACAGAGUUAUAUACACAGAACACUAACUGAAGUUAAUUGUAUGGAUAAUUAUUGCAUGCAAGAUAAAUAAGGCAUGCUCUCUUAACACUGUAUCACUGCCUAUGUAAGGUACCCCUUGGUAGCCAAUUGACUUUCAAAUGUGAGACGUUAAGGUACCACUUCUACCAGGUAGCAUACCUUCAGGUUUGAGAAGUGUAUUUUAGUUUGAUAUAUAUAUAUAUUUUUUUUUCACGAUGAUUAUAUUAAAUACUUUUGAUUUUCAGUUGCUUAUUUAUCAGAUGUAAUGGUUUCUUGCCCUUGUGUGUGUGUGGUGGUCUUUUUUUUGUGAAAACAUGCAAAACUUGUGGAUUUUUUCAAUAGUAGUAUAAUAUUUCUGUCAAUCGUUGUGUUACAUAAAAGUAUAUGUAUAUCAUCUUAUAUUUAGGUGAUGCAAUUGAGACGUCACAUAAAGCAGGGGCGUAAGUGCCUAUUAAAUGUUGCACAUACAUGAGCUCUGGCAUAGAAAAGGUGUAAGUGCUCUGUCUUGUGAUGAUAGGUAUUCUGCAGAUUGCAGUUGCCUGGUUUCCAAAAAUCAUCAAACACCAUUUUGAUGUCUGCUUCUCUGAUCUCAAAACAUUACUAAUUGCAGGUACAAGGGGGGCCCACACAUACAGCUGCCACAUGCUAUGGUGUAAGCUUUGGGUAUAAGUACGUAUACCAAUUGACAGAGAAUUGAAAAUAGAAAAAAGGGAAACCCGUUAUCUCAUAUUUGCACAUUUGGCGCUACCGUAGUUCCCGUGCUUCAAUUGUUUGAAGAACGGAGUUAUUUGACAAUGAGAAAAGUUCAUUGGGCUUUCUCUAUUCUGUUUCCCUGUUGCUUUUUUAUCAAAUGCAUCGACUCCUUGCCUGUGGUCAUUAUGUGUUUGAGGUGUAAUCUCAUAAUUUUGGGGCAAAACUAUCUAAAGAUCCCCCCCCACCCCCAAUAGUCACCUUGUAUUUUAUAUCGAAUCUAUGCAAGCAAGUAUUAUGAGUGAUCGUUCUUUUUUCUAACACAUAUCUUUGUGAGGCAAGGUUUUUAUUGCUUCUUGUUGUGAAGAUUUAAGUUUUGUAACAGGCUGAGUGUUGAUAGCAGCAUGCAGAGUGAUCCUUUAUUUGAACCCACCAAGAUUCAAAUGCUUAAGGGUAGGUAACAGUUCCUACUUUCCCAUUGAAAUCUGAUUGUGGGCUUUUAUUCAUAAUCGAGCUUUUGAAAAUAUUUGAUUCACAUUUAGGGUACAGUAUGUAUGUUUUUGUUAGUUUAUACAAGAUAUUUGUGGAGAAGAAGCAGGCCUAACCUUCCUCACAAUUAAUUUGUGAAAAUAUUGCAUUCUCUCAGCAAUACUGUACAAGUUUUGUUUUUUUGUUCUUUGGGGUUCACAGGGUGCCACUGGUUGAAGGUUAGUGUUUGGAUGUGCAGCUCCACAAAGGUUAAGAACUGUAGAUUUAGAGAGCAAUUGAACUGACAAUCAAAACAUAUAUUUUUCCACUUUUUCCAUACAGGCCUUUUCCUACUAUGAUGAUGGGUGGUUGGACAAGGUAUAGAUCUGCUAAUUCUUAAUAUUCAAUAGCUUGUGGGUUGUCCCACUCUUGCCAGGUUGUUAGCCCACGUAAGAUUUGUUCCUCCAUUGACAAAAGGCAUCUAGAACGCAGGAGUACUCAGAUUGAAAUUGGAAAAUUUGUCAUGUUAAAAAUAAUUUGGUAUGAGGUGGCAGUACAAGAGCAUCCAUUAGAUUUUAAACCCUAUAGGUGUCAGAAAUACAUUAGAUUUGUACUUUCAGAACAGGUACAGUUUUAUGUAGUUAAUUUGUUUAUUUUGGGUAACAAAACAUGAAUUCUCAUAUUUUGUCAGUGUAUACUUACAGGUAUUUUGAGCAGUUCAAUGGAUCUUUGCAUCUUUGUAUGAAUGACCACAUACUUUAAAAAGGUAUGUCACAACAUUCCUAUGUUUUAAAAAAUUCUUUGAUUUUAAAAUGCUCUUUAAUUAUUUAUUAAUUAUAUUUUACAUUUAAUACUUGGUUUUCAUAAAAUGUUUCCGGUGGAAAGCCCAAAAUGGAUUUGGAGAUGCUGUGAUAUAUGCAGUGCUGUGACUGUAAUAAGAAAACAUGUGUUUUGAUGUUACCUGACCGAGAUUAAUAAUUAGUUUCAUCUUUUAAUCAAGACAUUUUGUUCCAUGCCCUCUGUGUGUCAGCAUAGACAUCGGAUAAAAUGUUUGGGUUACAUCUACUUCCUAGUGAAAAUCAAUAGUAGUUUUAUGUCAUUGGCACUGGAGUAGCAUAUUCUACUUUGUUUGGAUGGAAGGGUGUUGUCCUGUGUGCCCCCACCAACAUUGCAGGGUUUCUCUAGGUACUCCAGUUUCCUCUUUUAUUAAUAAUGGACUCGUGAAGAUACAAGUUAAAAAGAAAAUCGGCUAUUUCUCACCAAUUUUAUCUACCGGGAGUUGAUCAUUACAUUGACUUUCCAUUACAUUCCAAGAAAAUUGAAUUUCAGCUUUUAAGAGAAUAGAAUAGGUGAAGCUGAUGUGGUAAAGUACUAGUCUAUUUUGAGAUGUUAAAGAAUUAACAACUUAAUGAGUGAAAAUUAUAAGUCAGUGUAAGAGAUUAAUUAAUGGCAAGACACAUACAGGUAUGACAAUAAAACAAUUGUUGUAAUUAAGUUUUGGAUAGUUACUCUCAUGUUUUAUUGGACCUGGCAUAGCCCAACUCACUAGGUGCAUAAAAAUAUCUUCAUCCAUUCAUUUAUUGGGGGGGGUAAUUAUCUUUUUAACCUUUGUUUAUUGUAAAGGGUUGUGUUAUAUUAAAGCCAUAUUAAUUAA